Molecule: messenger RNA, 3764 nt
Organism: Pteronotus mesoamericanus
Lineage: Eukaryota; Metazoa; Chordata; Mammalia; Chiroptera; Mormoopidae
Gene: NFIX
Product: nuclear factor I X
Exons: 11
Coding region: 319-1827 (502 amino acids)
Biological process (GO): regulation of transcription by RNA polymerase II
Cellular component (GO): nucleus
Molecular function (GO): RNA polymerase II cis-regulatory region sequence-specific DNA binding; DNA-binding transcription factor activity, RNA polymerase II-specific
Source: RefSeq, a predicted model, not a curated record
GCGCAGCGGCGGCGGCGGCGGCGGGCGAGGGUGACCGGCCGAGCGGCGGCGGCAUGGAGUAGACGCGCAGCGGCGGCGGCGGCGGACGCGAGAGGCAGCGGCGAGCGCGGCGGCGGCGGCGGCGGCCCCGGAGCCGGCGGGGCCGAGCCUGCGAACGGCGAGCGCGGAGCGGCGCCGGGCCGAGCGCGGGGCCGCGGGCCGGGCGGGCGCCGCGCGGCGGAGGCCGGAGUAGCCGAGCCGGAGCCCGAGCGCGGCCACCGCCUGCCGGGCCUCCCCUCGCCGCGGCCGGCCGCCGCGCUCUCGCCCGGGCGCCCAGCUAUGUACUCCCCGUACUGCCUCACCCAGGAUGAGUUCCACCCGUUCAUCGAGGCGCUGCUGCCUCACGUCCGCGCCUUCUCCUACACCUGGUUCAACCUGCAGGCGCGGAAGCGCAAGUACUUCAAAAAGCACGAGAAGCGGAUGUCGAAGGACGAGGAGCGAGCGGUGAAGGACGAGCUGCUGGGCGAGAAGCCCGAGAUCAAGCAGAAGUGGGCAUCCCGGCUGCUGGCCAAGCUGCGCAAAGACAUCCGGCCCGAGUUCCGGGAGGACUUUGUGCUGACCAUCACAGGCAAGAAGCCCCCCUGCUGCGUGCUCUCCAACCCCGACCAGAAGGGCAAGAUCCGGCGGAUUGACUGCCUGCGCCAGGCCGACAAGGUGUGGCGGCUGGACCUGGUCAUGGUGAUUUUGUUUAAGGGGAUCCCUCUGGAAAGUACUGAUGGGGAGCGACUCUACAAGUCGCCCCAGUGCUCGAACCCCGGCCUGUGCGUCCAGCCACAUCACAUUGGAGUCACAAUCAAAGAACUGGAUCUUUAUCUGGCUUACUUUGUCCACACUCCGGAAUCCGGACAAUCAGAUAGUUCAAACCAGCAAGGAGAUGCGGACAUCAAACCACUGCCCAAUGGGCACUUAAGUUUCCAGGACUGUUUUGUGACUUCCGGGGUCUGGAAUGUGACGGAGCUGGUCAGAGUAUCACAGACUCCUGUUGCAACAGCAUCAGGGCCCAACUUUUCGCUGGCGGACCUGGAGAGUCCCAACUACUACAACAUAAACCAGGUGACCCUGGGGCGGCGGUCCAUCACCUCCCCUCCUUCCACCAGCACCACCAAGCGCCCCAAGUCCAUCGAUGACAGCGAGAUGGAGAGCCCUGUUGACGAUGUCUUCUAUCCGGGGACAGGCCGCUCCCCAGCGGCUGGCAGCAGCCAGUCCAGCGGGUGGCCCAACGAUGUGGAUGCAGGCCCGGCUUCUCUAAAGAAGUCAGGAAAGCUGGACUUCUGCAGUGCCCUCUCCUCUCAGGGCAGCUCCCCGCGCAUGGCUUUCACUCACCACCCGCUGCCUGUGCUUGCUGGAGUCAGACCAGGGAGCCCUCGGGCCACGGCGUCAGCGUUGCACUUCCCCUCCACAUCCAUCAUCCAGCAGUCGAGCCCAUACUUCACGCACCCGACCAUCCGCUACCACCACCACCACGGGCAGGACUCGCUGAAGGAGUUCGUGCAGUUUGUGUGCUCAGAUGGCUCAGGCCAGGCCACCGGACAGCCCAACGGUAGCGGCCAGGGCAAAGUCCCGGGGUCAUUUUUGCUACCGCCGCCGCCUCCAGUGGCCAGACCUGUGCCCCUUCCUAUGCCUGAUUCCAAAUCCACCAGCACUGCCCCAGACGGCGCCGCCUUGACUCCUCCAUCACCUUCAUUCGCAACGACAGGCGCCUCCUCUGCCAACCGGUUUGUCAGCAUCGGACCCCGGGACGGCAACUUUCUGAACAUCCCACAGCAGUCUCAGUCCUGGUUCCUCUGAUAAGAUCGACAAAAGAAAUGACAAAAUGAAAAGAAGAGGUUCCUCAAACGGGGGGAGAAGAAAUUUUGAGACGUGGAAAAAAAUCCCCCAGCCCAGCCCCACCGAAAAGCAAAAAUUAGACGUCGUCAGCCACUCAGCCCUUCUCUCCUCCAGCCCAGGGACCCCUGCAGGCCCCCCCGAAGCAGCCCAGUUCUCUGAGAGCCCUCGGAAGAGGUCUCAGUAGAGCUGUGCACCAGCAGCCAAGCAGAAAGGAACAUGCAAAACGGACUCUGCGAAGCAGAGGACAGAAAGAAAGAAAGGAUGCAGCAGAACUUCCUUCCUCCCCCAUCCCGUCCUGGCCUUCUGGGGAAAGGAACGAAAUCCCCAAACAAAGCAACCAGCACCGUUCUGAAGGGGCCUGUCCCCCACCCUUGCCCUUCCUAGGAGAACCCCACCCUCGGCUGGGGCCAGAGCUUCACUAGGGAGAUCAGAGGACUAGCUUGUAAAGAUGAAGGGUGCAGAUCCAGAGGGGACUCCCCUCCAGACCCUGCCCUGCCUUCCCUCACUGCCUUGCCUCUGGCUUCUUCCGCCAUCUGCUCUGGACCGGGUGAGGCAGGGUGGCCUCCGAAUCUCCCUGCCCCACCCUUGGGCUAGAAGCCCCACCCCCCUGUGGGCAGGGGGCAUCCCCUGGAGCUGGUUUCAUGCUCCCGGAAUGGGGGGUGUUCUGUCACCCCACCCUGAGCCGUAGGGGUAGUUCCCCUGGACCCCGGACCCCUCUGUACAGUCCAUAGGAAAAAGUCAGAAUGCUCUCAAAGGUCCGGUCCCAGCACGGGACAGGCCCCUCUUCCCUCCCUCCACAGGCAGGCCGGGAAGGUUGCUCCUGCCACGGCCCAAGUGAGGGGAGAUGGGCCCCAGGUCACCCCCACACCCCAGCCCGCAUGCAGGUGCCCUUGUGCCACCCCAUCGGUCCCUGCCCCUGCCCCUCACGCAGACAGCCCUGCUGUGGUCGGGCCGGAGAGUGGAGGCGAAGGGGACCUGGAGCCGCGCGAGGAGGAAGGGCAGCCGCCGCCACUGCCCUCGGCUAGAGCCGCCACCUGCGCUAGGUAGGCGUCCUGCUGGCCCACUUUCAGUUCCUUUGGAGGGUGUUGGGUGUUGUCCUUUUUCAAAUGUGUUUUGGAGCUUUCUCUGUACCCCCCCCAACUUUCCCCACCACACCACCCCCGUGGCCACUUCUCUGGAUUUCAGCUGUAAUGUCUUUACUCUUUAUUUCGGGGUGGGGCAUUAAUUGUUCGGGUCUUCUGCUGUUGCAAUUGGGAACUCCUCCUCCAGUUGAGCAACUUGGGAACAAUUUGGUUACACACCACAGGAAGUAGCUCCCCCCUCCACUGAAGCCCCCCCUCCCCCAAGGGAAGAUUGGGGGGGGCCUGUCCAGAGGGUCUUCAGAAGCCCCCCUGGGAGGGAGGGGAGCAGGAGCACGCCCAGCCUAGAUCCAGGGUGUGACUUGGCCCCUCUGGCUUGUCUUUCUGUGCCUUACUCCCUCCUCCCUGCAUCUACCCUCCUGGGACCCCUUCUAAGUCCUUGUGCCUCUCUCUCUCUUUCUCUCUUUCUUAACUGUAUGAAAACACAAAGCACAGGUCAGGAUCCUCCGAAAGUCAGUCAACCCCAACAUUGCACCGCAGGGGUGGGUUAUGGGUUUUAUUUAUUGUGAAUCUAGUGUGUGAGGCUGCCGCGGAGCAGGCCGAGAGGAAGGAGGGGAGGAGAAGAGGGCCCUCACCUGGGGCCGCGGGUGCCAGCUGGUGGCGCCUCCUCCCCAGCGGGAUGCCGCAAGGUAGCUGGCCCUCGGGGUAGCUUUUGUUGGAAGUUGAACGAAGGCCCUCCCCCAUCCGCUUACAGCCCUGGGGAGGACGGAGGCUGAGAAGUUGGGGACAAGGGAUCCCGCGGGAGCCUGGGGGGGGCAU